GGACGGGGAGCCCCCGGGGUCCCCGCCGCCGCCCGCCGUCAGCUACCCGGACUGGAUCGGCCAGAGUUACUCCGAGGUGAUGAGCCUCAACGAGCACUCGAUGCAGGCGCUGUCCUGGCGCAAGCUCUACUUGAGCCGCGCCAAGCUCAAAGCCUCCAGCCGGACCUCGGCUCUGCUCUCCGGCUUCGCCAUGGUGAGCUCGGGCCGCCCUGCCCUCCCCCCUCUCCUGUCCCGGCCGCUCCCGCCCGCAGCCCCGACGGGGGCCACGGGGAGCGGGCUGGGCGGGCCAGGCGGGCCGGGGCGAGGGGAAGAGCCGGGAGAAGCUGUCGUGGCGAUGGUGGAGGUGCAGCUGGACGCAGAGCACGACUACCCGCCGGGGCUGCUCAUCGCCUUCAGCGCCUGCACCACGGUGCUGGUGGCCGUGCACCUGUUCGCGCUGAUGAUCAGCACGUGCAUCCUCCCCAACAUCGAGGCGGUGAGCAACGUGCACAACCUCAACUCGGUCAAGGAGUCGCCCCACGAGCGCAUGCACCGCCACAUCGAGCUGGCCUGGGCCUUCUCCACCGUCAUUGGCACGCUGCUUUUCCUGGCUGAGGUUGUGCUGCUCUGCUGGGUCAAAUUCUUGCCCCUCAAGAGGCAGCCGGGCCAGCCACGGCCCACCAGCAAGGCCCCGGCCGCCAACGGCAGCAGCGACGACGCGGGUGGCAUCACCCCGGGCCAGGCGGCUGCCAUCGCCUCCACCACCAUCAUGGUCCCCUGCGGCCUGGUCUUCAUCGUCUUCGCCGUCCACUUCUACCGCUCGCUGGUCAGCCAUAAGACGGACCGACAGUUCCAGGAGCUCAACGAGCUAGCCGAGUUCGCCCGCUUGCAGGACCAGCUGGACCACAGAGGGGACCACCCUCUGACGCCCGGCAGCCACUACGCCUAGGCCCUCGCCAUCUGGGCCCUUCGUUGCUUUGGCCUUAACGCCCUUCCCCAUGACCUUGUCCUGCCCCAGUCCCAUGGACCGCCUGUGCAGGGGGCUGGACUUCAUCGGGGGCAGAGUGGAGGGAAGAGGCUUUUUGUAAAAGAAAUUUCUGCACUUUGAAACUUUCCUCUAAGAGAAUAAGCACUUCCUGUUCUUCCAGCUCCAGGUCCAGUGCCCGUUAGGAGGUGGGGGGGCAGAGUGGUGCCAACACUCCCUUUGUCCCUCCUCCUGCUCCGUGCCAGUGCCACCUGGGAGCCUCCUAUCCUUUCCUCCCGUCCAAGCGUCGAGUGUGUGCGUGUGUGUGUGACACAUAAAUAUACUCAAAAGG
This is a messenger RNA of Carlito syrichta (Philippine tarsier), 1295 nucleotides long. RefSeq names its product ORAI calcium release-activated calcium modulator 1 (gene ORAI1). Bases 80 to 928 code for a protein of 282 amino acids. The transcript has 2 exons. Gene Ontology annotation, biological process: store-operated calcium entry. Gene Ontology annotation, cellular component: membrane. The record is from RefSeq and is a predicted model, not a curated record. Gene Ontology annotation, molecular function: store-operated calcium channel activity. Lineage: Eukaryota; Metazoa; Chordata; Mammalia; Primates; Tarsiidae.